Molecule: messenger RNA, 4176 nt
Organism: Thunnus maccoyii (southern bluefin tuna)
Lineage: Eukaryota; Metazoa; Chordata; Actinopteri; Scombriformes; Scombridae
Gene: slc24a2b
Product: solute carrier family 24 member 2
Exons: 11
Coding region: 449-2353 (634 amino acids)
Biological process (GO): calcium ion transmembrane transport; long-term synaptic depression; intracellular calcium ion homeostasis
Cellular component (GO): membrane
Molecular function (GO): calcium channel activity; calcium, potassium:sodium antiporter activity
Source: RefSeq, a predicted model, not a curated record
AGGGAGGAGCCCUUGGUCUACGGCUUCUGACCUGGUGUCUUGGAGCUCCUCCUCUGCUGAGAGAGGAAAACCUCACUGAGGAUUUACAGCUGGGACCUUCAGACUAAACGCUGAGCCUUCAGGACCCUUCUCCUUCGGGAUUCAAUUUACUGGAAUAUUCACACGGAGACUCAAGACCUGUCUACCUACUGCUGGCUGGAGUCCUUCCUGCUGAACUGGAGAUUUCCAAGUGUGUGAGUAAUAUGAGGAAGCCUUUGAAUGGGCUAGAUCCUGGAAUCAGACUGCAGGGCCUCCAUUGUGUUUAAACUGGGGAGCAGCAUGCAAACAAAUCGGUGAACCGCUGUGGCCUAUCAAACCCCCGCCCUCGUAGCCACCAGCACCACCAACCCAGCUUUGAGGGGGGGAUUCCAGACACUGCCACUCUGCCUGCGAACCUCCGCCAAACACCAUGGAUUUCAAGAUACCCAGAAGAAGUCAAGACAUCAUGGCUUUCUCCAGCUCUGCUCCUCUCCUGGGCCCUCACAGCCGCUGCACCAGGCACCACUACCAGGGCAUCAAGAGAAAACUGCGGCCUGGACGGAUUCUGGGCUUCCUCAUCAGCCUAGCGGUGGUCUGCACAGUCUGUUCAUGGAGUGCCUUGUCACUGGCCACAACGGUGGCCAAGGAGCUGGAAUCGGACGUCGAGGGCUCAGCAGAGGCAGCAGUGCCCCAAAGAACUCUUCUGCAGCACCACAACCUCUCAGACAUGGCAGAGAGCACAAUGUUGGCCAGGAAAUCAGGUGAAAAAGAAAUGAAUCACGGGGACUAUCCAACAGACUACUUCAGUGUAGAAGACAGACGCCAGGGCUAUGUGGUGUUACAUAUGUUUGGCAUGUUGUACAUGUUCAUAGCCUUAGCCAUCGUCUGCGAUGAGUUCUUUGUUCCUGCGCUCACUGUCAUCACAGAGAAGCUGGAGAUCUCUGAUGAUGUAGCAGGAGCCACCUUCAUGGCGGCAGGUGGCUCAGCCCCAGAGCUCUUCACCUCAGUCAUAGGAGUCUUCGUCUCCCACAGUAACGUGGGUAUCGGUACCAUUGUGGGGUCUGCCGUCUUCAACAUCCUUUUUGUGAUUGGGAUGUGUGCCCUGUUCUCCAAAGAGGUGCUGAACCUCACCUGGUGGCCUCUGUUCAGAGACGUCUCAUUCUAUAUCGUUGGCCUGCUCAUGCUCAUCUAUUUCUUUCUGGAUAAUCAAAUCACAUUGGGGGAAAGUAUCAGCCUGCUUAUGUGCUACACCUGCUACGUGACAUUCAUGAAAGUCAAUGCCAAAGUAGAACUUCUUGUCAAGAGCUUGCUGGGCAGCAACCAGGUGGACGAGCUGGAGAAUGCACCAAAGGUAAAUGCACCUGGAGAUGAUGAGAACAAGCUGACGGCCAAACCCAGGCUGCAGAGGGAAGGCAGCUGUGCUUCUCUACACAACUCACUGAUGAGAAACAGCAUCUUCCAGCUGAUGAUACACACGCUGGACCCACUCAGUGAUGAAGGUCGUUUCAAAGAGAAGGCGUCAAUCCUUCACAAAAUGGCCAAGCAGAAGUGUAAAGAAGAUGCUGCCAACGGUGUAGGAGGGCUCUCCCAGACACAACUUCCAAGAAAUUCUGAUAAAAACAUCCCCAACAAUACAAAUGUCGCAGUGGAAGUCACACCACCCAUGAACGGUGUCGCAGGAGGAGACGAGGGUGGUGAUGAUGAGGAGGAUGAAGACCAGCCUCUGAGCUUGGCCUGGCCCGACACCACCAGGAAACAGCUCACCUACCUCAUCAUCCUGCCCAUUGUCCUUCCACUCUGGCUCACACUGCCCGACGUCAGGAGAGAGACCUCAGCAAAGUUCUUCCCCAUCACUUUUGUCGGCGCCAUCUCUUGGAUUGCUUUCUUCUCCUACCUGAUGGUGUGGUGGGCUCACCAGGUUGGAGAAACUUUCUGGAUCACAGAGGAGAUCAUGGGUCUGACCAUAUUAGCAGCCGGCACUUCAAUCCCUGACCUGAUCACCAGUGUGAUUGUAGCACGAAAAGGCCUCGGUGACAUGGCCGUGUCCAGCUCAGUGGGCUCUAACAUCUUUGACAUCACUGUUGGUCUGCCAUUCCCGUGGCUCCUCUACAACAUCAUCAACGACUUCAAGCCGGUAGAGGUGAGCAGCAACGGCCUGUUCUGCGCCAUCGUCCUCCUCUUCCUCAUGCUCCUCUUUGUCAUCAUCUCCAUCGCGGCUUGCAAGUGGAGAAUGAGCAAGCUGCUGGGCCUUCUCAUGUUCCUGCUUUACUUCGUCUUUCUCAUCGUCAGCGUCAUGCUGGAGGACAAAGUCAUCAACUGCCCUGUCACCAUCUGAGAGAGAGCGACUCGUACUGACUGACUGAAAAAAAACAGCAUUAAGCAUAAAUGUGCUCAUGCAUACCAUGAUUUACUAUAGGAGAGCAAAAACAUGUUCGCACAGACACAAACUGUCUCUAAUCUAUGUCACGCACACGCACAGUAGAAGACCGCACACACAAAAAAGCACCCACACACUCAGUAUCAAGUAAAAAGUGAAGAAAACACACACACACACGCACACACACAUACAAACACACACACACAAACACACAGAUUGUGGAUGCCAGUUAGGCAGGGGCUCUGACUAAAAUCAACGCUGCAAACUCAGACCUGUGCAUCAGAGCCUUCCAGCAGCGGCAGACAGGCCUGUCCUUCACUCAUGGUCUGUUGAAUCCACCCGACAGGAGAGACUCCCCUCUCACUCCCUCUACCAUGUGACUACAUUCAGUAGCCGCUACCGGUUGAAACCUGCUGAAAGCGACUGAUGGAAAGGUUAACAAGUUAUGUGAACACCACCUUGGAUGGAAAUUACAAUCAAAGAUCACCAGAGAUUGUCACUUUUUCAACCAAAGGACCGUGUGGCAGUGUAAGAAGAACCUCCACGACUCAUGCAAGCAGCCAAGUUAAGCGUAUAAACUGAAUAUGGGGGCUCGAAGAGACUUUUGUUUUAAAGUGCAGCGGAGCUCUGAGGAGCUCUGUAUGUCAUGGGGAAAGUGGCCAGGGCAACGCAUAAAUGAAAGAUAGCUGCUUAAUACACCUUUAGAUCUUAAACGUGUCCAUUCCACCACCUGAAUGGCUUUACAGCGUCAUCAUAAGAGAAAUAUUCAGUUGAUUCAUUCAUUUGAGGUCAUACUUGGCAAAAAAUUGUUCAUUUGCAUUGUUACUGUAUAUCUCAUUCAUGAAUAUCUACAGUAGAGUACAAUAAAUACUAAAUAGUUAGCGUACAAAGAUUAAAUUGGCUGAGGUUUUAAGAUGCCCAAUAUUUCUGCUUAUAUCAGUGUAUCCCAGUGAUUUGGGUUUUUCAUAUUACAAGCUUAUGAACGUGACUUUUUGUGUUCUGUAUGCCUUUACAUGUACCACUUUAGAGAGACUUAUCCCCAUCCCGAAGAAUGAUGUCGGACGAUUAUUGUGCAUGGAAUAAACGGGUCAGCGUCAUAUUCACGACCCGGUCGAUGACGAGCAUGUGAGGGCGUGCAGUCUGGGCUAAAGAUUAGUGUUCUCUGUUGUAUUUUAUUCGUAAAAACUCAAAAGUGUUUUUUUUUCUGAAUUAUGUAUUUAUAAAAAAGAGAUUGAUCAGAAUCAACAGGUAUCACCGGGUUUCUUCUGUAAUGUUUUGAUGUAAAACAAUCCAUGUACUGUAUGACACAUAUAUACGUAUGUAUCUAUAUGUACGGAAGCACAUCAUAGCAAUAUGUUUGUCCCCAUUCUCCACUGCUGUAGGCCUUUUGUAUUAAAUCAAAUCAAACAGGUUACAUUAGGCUCACAUGCUUUCCUGUUGUUAGUGUGUGACGUUAAGGGGGGGGAUUUUAAGACUCAAACAUCAAGUAGGCCCAUACUUCACGCUAAAACAGAAACACUGAAUGUUGAUGAGAUUAAAUUUGUGACACAUUUUGAUGUUCUCUAAUACCUCUUUCUAUUAGAUUUACACUUCUGAGCCAUUACUCAGCUAGUGAAAUAACGCUGAGUAGAGUCCUGCUGUAGCUCUGAUUGUCAUUAUGUAUGUUUCUAUUCAAAUGUCACCCAGCUUCAAAGAAGUAUAUGUUUCCAUCAACUAAUCGUAUGCAAAUAUUCUGAAGAAGUUGCAAAAAAGAUUAAACAAUUAAAGAAUACCACAAUAAA